AUGGAAGGCAAACUACUGUGCAGUGACAUGUGUUCUAGUAGCCACUUUAACAAGGAAUCCUGUGUCCAGAAAGUUGAAAGACCUCAUUGGGUGGUGGUCAGUCUGCUUGGAGCAGCUGGGAAGGUAGAUGAGCAGGUGGAAGAUAGAGUGAUUGGAGGAGGGGCAGCAGACAGCUCCCUUCCUCAUUGGCAGUGGAGUCCAUGGCUGACUGGGGCUCACUGUACCAAUCUCCCUGCAGGCAGCCGAGGGCGUGGACGGGGUUACAGGGGCCGAGGAAGCCGUGGAGGAUCUCGAGGCCGAGGCAUGGGCAGGGGCAGCCGAGGCCGGGGCAGAGGCUCCAUGGGAGGAGACCAUCCGGAGGACGAGGAGGACUUCUAUGAGGAGGAGAUGGAAUAUGGAGAAGGUGAGGAGCCAAUGGGUGAUGACGAUUAUGAUGACUACUCCAAGGAGCUGAACCAGUACCGCCGCUCUAAGGAUAGCCGAGGCCGAGGGUUAAGUCGGGGCCGUGGCCGGGGUUCCCGAGGCCGAGGGAAAGGGAUGGGCCGCGGCCGGGGUCGAGGUGGCAGCCGAGGAGGGAUGAACAAGGGCGGAAUGAACGAUGACGACGACUUCUACGACGAUGACAUGGGCGACGGCGGUGGGAGCUACCGGAGAAGUGACCACGACAAGCCCCACCAGCAGUCUGACAAGAAAGGCAAAGUCAUCUGCAAGUACUUCGUGGAAGGGCGGUGCACUUGGGGAGACCACUGUAAUUUCAGCCAUGACAUUGAACUGCCAAAGAAACGCGAGCUGUGCAAGUUUUACAUCACUGGUUUCUGCGCCAGGGCCGAGAACUGCCCGUACAUGCACGGUGACUUUCCGUGUAAGUUAUACCACACAACUGGGAACUGCAUCAAUGGUGAUGACUGCAUGUUCUCCCAUGACCCUCUAACAGAAGAGACCAGAGAGCUUCUGGACAAGAUGUUAGCCGAUGAUGCAGAGGCAGGCGCCGAGGAUGAAAAGGAAGUAGAGGAGCUGAAGAAGCAGGGCAUCAACCCCCUGCCCAAGCCACCCCCCGGCGUGGGCCUCCUGCCCACACCCCCGCGGCCUCCUGGCCCCCCAGCCCCCACCUCUCCCAACGGCCGGCCCAUGCAGGGGGGUCCCCCACCUCCCCCGCCACCUCCUCCUCCGCCCCCUGGGCCCCCCCAGAUGCCCAUGCCAGUGCACGAGCCACUGUCACCACAGCAGCAGCUGCAGCAGGACAUGUACAACAAGAAGAUCCCCUCCUUGUUUGAGAUUGUGGUGCGGCCCACGGGACAGCUGGCUGAGAAGCUGGGUGUAAGGUUCCCAGGACCUGGUGGACCCAUGGGUCCUGGGCCCAACAUGGGACCCCCAGGGCCCAUGGGAGGCCCCAUGCACCCUGAUAUGCACCCAGACAUGCACCCGGACAUGCACCCUGACAUGCACCCCGACAUGCAUCCCGACAUGCACCCCGACAUGCCAAUAGGCCCUGGCAUGAACCCUGGCCCACCCAUGGGUCCUGGCGGCCCCCCGAUGAUGCCCUAUGGCCCUGGAGACUCCCCACACUCUGGAAUGAUGCCCCCCAUCCCGCCAGCCCAGAACUUCUAUGAAAACUUCUACCCACAGCAGGAGGGCAUGGAAAUGGAGCCAGGACUCCUUGGGGACACAGAGGACUACGGGCACUACGAAGAGCUGCCGGGGCAGCCUGGGGAGACUGUCUUCCCCGAGCACCCUCUGGAGCCUGACAGCUUCUCUGAGGGAGGGGCCGCAGGCCGGGCGAAGCCAGGCGCCGGUGUCCCUGACUUCCUGCCCUCAGCCCAGAGGGCUCUGUACCUGAGGAUCCAGCAGAAGCAGCAGGAGGAGGAGGAAAGAGCGAGGAGGCUGGCUGAGAGCAGCAAGCAGGACCGGGAGAAUGAGGAAGGGGACACUGGAAACUGGUACUCAAGUGACGAGGAUGAAGGUGGGAGCAGUGUCACCUCCAUUCUCAAGACCCUGAGGCAGCAGACAUCCAGCAGACCCCAGGCCUCAGUUGGAGAACUGAGCAGCAGUGGGCUGGGAGACCCUCGCCUCCAGAAAGGACACCCUACAGGAGGCCGGCUAGCUGAUCCCCGCCUCAGCCGGGAUCCCAGACUCUCCCGCCAUGCUGAGGCUGCCGGUGGCUUAGGCCCCGGGGACACAGGGCCCUCUGACCCUCGGCUGGCUCGCUCCCUGCCCACCUCCAAGCCUGAGGGCAGCCUGCAUUCUAGCCCUGCUGGCCCUGGCAACUCCAAGGGGCCUGCACCGCCUGCUGCAGAGGAGGAGGAAGGGGAGCGGGCCCUGCGGGAGAAGGCCGUGAGCAUCCCACUAGACCCCUUGCCUGGGCACCCACUGCGGGACCCACGGUCACAGCUGCAGCAGUUUAGCCACAUCAAGAAGGAUGUGACCCUGAGCAAGCCAAGCUUUGCCCGCACCGUGCUGUGGAACCCCGAGGACCUGAUCCCCCUGCCCAUCCCCAAGCAGGAUGUGGUGCCCCCCGUGCCUGCUGCCCUGCAGUCCCUUCCUGCCCUGGACCCCAGGUUGCACCGCCCGACCCCUGCGGGACCCCCCAAUGCCCGGCAGCGCCCAGGCAUCUCCACGGACCCCAGCUCCUCUGGCUCUAACUUGCCUGACUUUGAACUGCUCUCUCGCAUUCUCAAGACUGUCAAUGUUAAUACCCCUGGCCCGAGUGACAAGCCCAGUGACCCUAGGGUACGCAAAGCUCCCACUGACCCCCGACUGCAGAAGCCAGCAGACUCUGCGGCCUCUUCCCGAGUGGCCAAGCCCUGCGCUACCGAAGUCCCGUCUCCAGCCGCCAGCCCCAGCGGGGAGUCAUCCCCACCAGCCACUGCACCCUACGAUCCCCGUGUGCUGGCAGCCGGUGGGUUGGGCCAGGGCAGUGGGAGUGGGCAGAGCAGUGUGCUGAGCGGUAUCAGCCUCUAUGACCCGAGGACGCCCAACGCAGGUGGCAAAGCCACAGAGCCAGCUACUGAUGCAGGCACCCAGGCCAAGGGCCCCGAGGGCAAUGGCAAGAGCUCAGCCUCCAAGGCCAAGGAGCCCCCAUUCGUCCGCAAGUCUGCCCUGGAGCAGCCUGAAGCAGGAAAGGCUGGUGCGGAUGGGGGUGCAGCCCCAGCCACAGACCGAUACAACAGCUACAACCGGCCCCGGCCCAAAGCCGCCGUGGCCUCUGCCGCCACAGUCACCCCACCACCAGAGGGGACCCCACCCCAACCUGGGGUGCACAACCUGCCUGUGCCUACCCUUUUCGGGACCGUGAAGCCGGCACCCAAGACAGGCUCAGGAAGCCCGUUUGCUGGCAACAGCCCAGCCCGUGAAGGGGAGCAGGACGCGGGGUCUCUGAAGGAUGUUUUUAAAGGCUUCGACCCCACGGCCUCCCCCUUUUGCCAGUAG
Castor canadensis (American beaver) is the source of this 3426-nucleotide messenger RNA. The record is from RefSeq and is a predicted model, not a curated record. NCBI's taxonomy places the organism in Eukaryota, Metazoa, Chordata, Mammalia, Rodentia, Castoridae.